CGCCCUGCUCUCGGCCGCUCCCAGUCUGUCCCCGCCGCCCUCGGCCCCCACGCCUGGACCCCCACUCAGCCCCCCACCGAGGGGGUGGUGGCCACCACGGCAGCUGGCAGCCAGGACACCGAGUGGGGCAGCCCCACCUCCCUGGAGGGUCACCUGGGCUCCGUGGCCAUCUUCUGCGAGGCUCUGCAGCAAGCUCAGGUCAAGGCGCUCUUCUGCGCAGGGCCAAAUGUCACAUCACCUUUUACGCUGGAAGGUGAUUUGGUGGAGCUCAGCAGCAAGCUCUUGCUGUACUACACUCCACAGGCUUGCAGGAACAACAUCUGCCUGGACCUCUCUCCCAGCCACAGCUUGGAUGGGAGGCUGACAGGGCACAAGGUGGUCAACUGGGACAUCAAGGACGUGGUCAACUGCGUGGGUGGCAUGGGCGUGCUGCUGCCCCUGCUCGACCAAGUGGUGUCCAAGAAGGAGGAGCCCGAGGAUGAGCAGGAGACCAACAACCUGGUGGGGCCAGAGCUGACGUCCUCCAGGAAUGCCCAGGGCAUGCUCAUCCCGUUGGGCAAGUCCUCAGAGAGCAGGCUGGAGAGGAACAGCGUGGCCGCCUUCCUGCUGCUGGUGAAGAACUUCAUCCAGAACCACCCGGUGAACCAGGAGAGCCUGGUGCAGUGCCACGGGCCGGCCAUCAUCGGGGCACUGCUGCAGAAGGUCUCCGGUCCGCUGCUGGACAUGAGCACGUUGAUGGCCUCGCAGAUCCUCAUGGAGCAGGUGGCCUCUGAGGGCAGCGGGCUCCUGCUGCACCUCCUCUACCAGCAUCUCCUCUUUGACUUCCACAUCUGGAGCAACAGCGACUUUGCUGUCCGCUUAGGUCACAUCCAGUAUCUGGCCAACGUCGUCAAGGACCACAAGCAGCGCAUCCGCAAGAAGUACGGGGUGCAGUACAUCCUCGACUCCAUCCGGACGUACUACGGCACCUCCAGGGAGAAGACUACAGCCACCGAUGACAUCAAGACAGUGCAGACAUCCCUCUUCAGUCUGGUGAAGGAUUUCUUCUGUAGGAGCUUCUCUGGGGAGGAGAUGCACAGCUUGCUGAGCUACCUGGCCGGGGCACAGGACGAGCAGCAGGUCUGUGGGGCGCUGGAGGUGAUCCACAGCCUGCUGAAGGGCUCGCCUGCCCAGGAGCAGCUCUUCGCCUUCCUCUUUGAGCCAGGCCACGUGGAGAUUCUCUUCUCACUGCUGGUGCAGAAGAAGUUCUCAGAUGAAGUGCGGGAGAGGGUCUUCAAGGUUCUCUACAAGAUGCUGAAGUAUGAGAAGGUCCCCGAGCGUAGCAAGAACCGCCUGAAGCUGAAGGACAUCGGGUAUCAGGGACUCAUCACCUGCCUUAGCGACGUGCCCGGCUCCAUGCUGCUUUUCCGCUGCCUCUCAGAGCAGGUCCUCGGGGCAGACCCUCCCAACUACAAGGACCUGGUGGCCGUGGUUUACCUGUCCCACCGGACCGAGCUGACCGUCCGGCUUGAUAUCUGCCGCAAGCUCUUCCACUUGAUCUACGCACAGCAGGACAUGGUGAAGCAGCUGGCGAGGUUGGCCGGCUGGCAGGACACGCUUACCAAGCUCUAUGUUAUGAGGUCUCGGACCAGGAGCUCUCCGAGGGCUUCUCCGACCACUCCAUCUCCCCGAGCGGCCGCACCAAGUCCUUCCACUCCUACAACUUCAAGUCCCUCCAACCCUGGUGAUGGUCCUCCCUUUGAUGGUGUCUACCACCCACUCUCACCCUUCUCCACCUCACCCUUCGACCUGGGGCUUGACCUGGCCAGCACCAGCUCCAUUGCCACGGCCGAGAGUGGCACGCAGACCCCUGCCAGCGGCCCCGGCACCCCCUCACCCUUGGAGAGCUUCAAGCCCUUCCCGGGGAUGCGAGCACGCAAGAGCUCCAGCCUCUCAAACGUCCUGGAUGAGAGCAGCUACCAAGAUGCUCUGCCCAGUGAUAAUGUUUCCAACACCAGCAACCCCCAGCAAACACCCGAGGAGGAGCUGUGCAACCUCCUGACCAACAUCGUCUUCUCGGUCACCUGGCGCGGGGUGGAGGGCUGGGACGAUGCAGCGUGGAGGGAACGUGGGCAGGUCUUCUCCGUCCUCACCAAGCUGGGGACAGCGUGUGAGCUGGUGCGGCCCCCUGAUGAGAUCAAGCGCAGCCUCCUGGAGAUGAUGCUGGAGUCGGCAUUGACGGACCUGAAGGAGUCAGGGCCAUCCGCCGUGCCUGGUCUCACCCACAACGCCCUCAAGCUGCUGCGGCUGCUCCAGGACUUCUUGUUCUCCGAGGGACACAACAACCAGGCCCUGUGGAGCGAGAAGAUCUACGAGGGGGUGAGCAGUCUGCUGGACAAGCUGGGCGUCUGGUACCACCUGGCCAACGGCACCUCCGACCUCAAGGAGAUGGCCCAGACGGGUCUACGCAUCCUCGUGGGCUACAUCAUGCUGCAGGACCCCCAGCUGCACUCGCUGGCGUACGUGAAGCUGCACAGCCUGCUGCAGACCGCCUCGGCCCCCAAAAAGGACGAGGCUUGCUACCUGCUGGGCAAGCUGGAGACCCCACUGCGACGCUCGCUGGAUGCCAAGUCGGAGACCUUCUCCUGGUUGGUGCCCAUCGUUCGGACGCUCAUGGACCAGUGCUACGAGACCCUGCAGCUGCAGCUCUUCCUGCCCUCAUUGCCCCCGACCAACGGCAGCCCCACUUUCUAUGAGGACUUCCAGCUCUUCUGCACCACCCCGGAAUGGAGGGGCUUCAUCGAGAAGCACGUGCAGCCCACCAUGGCCCAGUUCGAGAUGGACACCUUUGCCAAGAGCCACGACCACAUGUCCAAUUUCUGGAAUGCCUGCUAUGAUGCCAUGAUGAGCAGCUCCCAGCGGCGGGAGCAGGAGAAGGCAGCCAGCCGCAAGAUGUUCCAGGAGCUGGUGCUGGAGCCGGCGGCGAAGCGCUCCAAGGCGGAAAACAUCCGGCACGCCAACGUGCUCAAGCAGGCCAACAACCACCACAGCACCGUGCUGAAGCAAUGGCGGUCCCUGUGCCGCCUCCUCACCUCGCCCCGCUCCGCCUGGGCCGACCGGAACCCACCGGAGGUUCGCUGGAAGCUGUCAAGCGCUGAGACCUACUCUCGGAUGAGGCUGAAGCUGGUGCCCAACCUGAAUUUUGACCAACACUUGGAGGCCAGCGCCCUACGGGACAACCUGGGUAAGGCUGAUGGGAGUGGGGCACCCAGGGGUUCCCUCCCACUCGCCAUGGCCAAGGAGGCCAAGGUGAGCGAGCUAGAGGAUGACCAACUGGCUGAGGAGGACCUCCCCGUCCUGGACAACCAGGCUGAGCCCAAGGAGCAGAAUCAGCGGGAGAAGCUGGUGGUCUCAGAGGACUGCGAGCUCAUCACGACGGUGGCUGUCGUCCCCGGACGCCUGGAGGUGACAACCCAGCACGUCUACUUCUACGACGGCAGCAGCGAGAAGGAGGAGACAGAAGGAGGGAUCGGCUAUGACUUUAAGCGCCCCUUGUCCCACCUGCGUGAGGUCCACCUGCGCCGCUACAACCUGCGCCGCUCCGCGCUCGAGCUCUUCUUCAUUGACCAAGCCAACUACUUCCUCAACUUCAAAAAAAAG
Molecule: messenger RNA, 3639 nt
Organism: Balearica regulorum gibbericeps (East African grey crowned-crane)
Lineage: Eukaryota; Metazoa; Chordata; Aves; Gruiformes; Gruidae
Source: RefSeq, a predicted model, not a curated record